GUAUACAGUGUUACUAGCAUCAGCACAGUUUCUAUAAGAUACCUAGAUCAACAUCAUUUAUAUUAACGCAAUGAUGAAAGCGCAACCGGAGCUAACCACCCCCACCGCAUGUAGUCAACGCCGCAUAGCCAUAGCCGUUGACCUGAGUGACGAGAGUGCCUUCGCUGUUAAAUGGGCCGUCAACAACUACCUCCGUCCCGGCGACACCGUCAUCCUCCUCCACGUCCGUCCCACCUCCGUUCUCUACGGUGCCGACUGGGGGGCCACGCCGCCGGAGCCAGCAAACUUGCAAGACAAGCAACAACUCGAAGACAGCUUCGACAACUUGACGAGCUUGAAAGCAGCUGAGCUGGCUCAGCCUUUGGUCGAGGCUGACGUGCCUUACAAGGUUCAUAUUGUGAAGGACCAUGAUUUGAAGGAGAGGUUGUGUUUGGAAGUGGAGAGGCUGGGGUUGAGUGCGGUGAUUAUGGGGAGUCGAGGGUUUGGUGGUGCGAGAAAGAGUGGGAGAGGAAGGCUUGGGAGUGUGAGUGAUUACUGUGUGCAACAUUGUGUGUGUCCUGUGGUGGUGGUGAGGUAUAGUGAGGGAGGUGAGGGGAGUGGUGAUGGGGCGGCGUUUAGUGGUGGCAAAGCGGCGAAGGUUAUGGCGGAGGAGGUGCUGUUGAAUCCUGUGCCUGAGGAGGAGGUUGAGUACUGCGGAGAUGAUGAUGAAGGUCAUUCAGAAAUUCAUGACAAUGGCCACAAAAGUGGUAUACAGGCAUGAAACGGCAAACACAGAGGAAGGAGUAGUGGUUUCUUUUCCAGAAAAAUAAGGAGGUGCAAAGGGUAACAGAUGGUGAUAUGCUCUAUAUGUUCUUCUGUUAUGCUGUUAUUCAGCCAACGUCUGGGAGUUAGGAGAUUAUGGCAUGUAAAGUAAUCAGAAAAAGUGUAAAGCUCGAUAAACUGAUAAAAUUGUAAUUAGUAACUACUCCUGAUCACUUAACCAAUCUUUUCUCGUGUGCAAAUAUUUACAAGUUGUGUGACA
Messenger RNA from Daucus carota subsp. sativus, 1021 nucleotides. RefSeq names its product universal stress protein PHOS32. The transcript is spliced from 2 exons. The coding region runs from base 71 to 760 and encodes 229 amino acids. The record is from RefSeq and is a predicted model, not a curated record. NCBI's taxonomy places the organism in Eukaryota, Viridiplantae, Streptophyta, Magnoliopsida, Apiales, Apiaceae.